Molecule: messenger RNA, 3732 nt
Organism: Sparassis crispa
Lineage: Eukaryota; Fungi; Basidiomycota; Agaricomycetes; Polyporales; Sparassidaceae
Exons: 10
Coding region: 1-3732 (1243 amino acids)
Cellular component (GO): plasma membrane
Molecular function (GO): calcium-activated cation channel activity
Source: RefSeq, a predicted model, not a curated record
AUGUCUUGCGCCUGCGCUUCGUUUUCCUCAGCGACUGAGGCAACAUCUACACUGGUCGCCACUCCAUUCAGCAGGAAAGAGCGGAGACUUCGUAGAGACCAGAACGUAUACCAAACACCCAUGCUCUACAUCGCUCGUUUGCCUAUCACUCUCGCCUGCUCUGCCACAACGAUCAUCAUUAAGUCAGUCGUUCUCUCGUUUCUUGCGGGUGCUCUUCCCGCUGCUCAGGCUGCUCCGGACCAGCCGGUGUGUAUUGGUGACGGCGUAGAUGUUUCUUCUAUCGGCCUCUUUUCUAUUCUUGUUUUGUGUGGGACUACUGGACUACUACUAUGGUUAUUCUUUGCUAUUAUUCGCCCACGUUACCGCCAGGUAUACGGCCUGAGAGAGUGGUUUGUGCCGCAGGGCCUAAGACCCAAGCCUCUGAGCCGGUCACUCUUGGGUUUUCUCUUUCCUGAAACACCCCUCGUACCCAGAAUACCAACAAAUACCAACUCCUUCGGAAAGUCCGUGGCCCGGGACGCCGAGCCAUUCCUGUCGGACGAAGAACUCAGUCAACGAACCUUAUGGACUGCGAUCCUCAUUGUUUCAGUUUGGACGUUCCUUUCCCUGGCCGGGCUGCUCCCGCUGUACAUGGUAUCCACGCCGUGCUUGGCAGAAUCUGCCCCACCUGCAAGGUACAACGGAGUGUACUCGGCGCUGCAAGACCUCAGUUUGCUUAGGCUGCUGCAACUCCUCGAUAUGGGUAACGUGACCGCAACUGGGUGGUCUGCCUACGAGAUCAUCCAUGGUCAUGACGCUGCGCCGAACGCGCGGAUACGCGUCAUUAUACUCACCGUCUUCGCUAUAGUGCUGGCUUUGGCUCCUGCGCUGUUCCUCGUGGUCCGCGAGUUCAACAAGCUGGUGGGGAAUCGAGAGCGCUGGAUAAACGAAAAAUGUGAAGAUCAGGACAUGGGCUGGCUUAGUGCACGUCAAGGGCCGGGUUUCGUAGGCUGGGGUGAGAAACGUGUGAAGGACUUCCUCACCAAGUCGGGGCUUAGUUCAUCCUUGGAAACGAACGAAACGAAUAAUGGGCGGCCGAAUCGGCGACGCCGUAAUCAGGACGAGGAAGAGAAGGGGAAGCUCGAAAUUGAUAUCCAGGGCCUUUUCUCUAUCAGCGACACCACGACCCUGGCCCCUCUGAUAGAACAACGGGACGAAAUCCUGGAGAACCUCGAGAUUGCAGAGUCGAAGUACAUCCAAAGCUUCCGCCUCUCCACACCUGAUCCUUCAAUGGUCGAUUUUCAACCCACGCUUCCAGCAAUAUCAGAGGAUCCCAAUGUGCCCUUUAAGCCUAUAAUUAGUCGACCACGACCUCUUGCUCCCUCAGCGAGUCAACAUAGGCGACGGCGGGGCCACAAUCCCGCGAUUGGCUCAUCUUCGCUCCCUCCAACGUCGUACAUGAUGCCCUCACAAUUCUACAAAAUCCACGGUGUGCAAGGGAUCAGUAACGGACAAUUCACGAAUGUAGAUGAAGACAUUGUCUCUCCAGCUCGGGAGCCGACGCUGUCCGACUCUAUCAACCAGCGAGUGGUCGGCAGUCGAUUCCAAGAAGUGAACGGGAGCUCGUUGAAUUUCGACCACAUCCCCCUGGGAAGCCAGGUCACAGUCAACAAGGGUGGCCACCUUGAGCCGAUACGCAUUUUCGAGUCGCCAAUCCCCGACUCCGACCUUUAUGGUGAGCAUGACUCGUGGGAUACCGCCGCAUUCGGCGAGGGGUUGCCUUAUGGUCAGUGGCAUGCACACCAAUCUCAAGAUCCGAUCUUGAAUGAGUCGGAAGAAGACUGGGUGGAUGUGGGGAGUGAGGAUCCAGAGGCUUUCGACCAUGGCGAGGAAUACCCUGAGGAUACCCGAAGGAGGCCAAGGCCCCCUAGAAACGAAGACCAUCGAGAGACCUUCCCUCUGCGCAAGCGGAUUGUUGCAGUUGAUGAAGUCCCUCCUCACCUCCGGCUGCAGCCCCGCCAACCAUUUGUGCGGCCGCUAUCCGGGUUAGACCACGAAGCGCUCGGUGUCAUAUACACGGAUAUCAAUAUCUGGCGAUCAAAAUUGAAGUCUAUCAACCUGGACAUAUCAGAAGUGCAGCGCGAGAGCUAUAACGAUGUUGCAGAUGGCGCGAGAAUUAAAGGUUGGCUCUUGGUUGGCAGGGGCCUGAGGUUCCUGCCUGGCGUCCAACUGAUCGAGGGUAGGGCCAAGGAGGACAUCCGGUGGGACGAGCUCCAGAGUGAACGGGAUAUCUACAGCAAAGUAGCGUACUGGAUAACUGUGGUCAUGAUCACCAUUUUGCUUGGGAUUGGUUUGACCGCUGUGGCUGGACUUUACCUGAGUACAGCACCAAAUUAUGCGCAUUACCUCCCAUUCUUGCAACGACUUGGAGAAGGGAACAAGGUCGGUGGGGGUAUCGCCACAUGCCUGGCAUCAGCCCUUGCCGCCAUCCUAUUCACAACCCUCGCCCUCACGUUUGUGCACUAUGCCAACGAUCUCAACAGAUCCAUAUCUGUGUCUGCAAGCCGACUGUUCGGCUUCAAAACAAUAUUCUACAUACUCGCGCUGGUUCCUGGGAUCUGGCUCUUCACCGUCGGCUCCAUUCUUUUUGCGAUACACUCGUUCAGCAUACACCUGAGUGAGAGCGAGUCGGUGGGAAACGGCGUUAUCUACAUGAGCGCCUUCGCGCUAAUGCUUGUGCUCGCCGUCGCGGUGGGGUCCCCGGCAUUGCUCAUGCUGCAACCUCUGCGGUUUUGGCGUGUCAUCCGGACCGAGAAAUAUGCUGUUACUCCCCGUCAGCGCUUCCGAGCUGUGUAUCCGGGGGCGUACAAUCCGUCAUAUGCAUUGAGCUGCAGCGUGAUCGCCAUUAUGUACGCUUCUGCGUUUUCGCUUAUCUUCCCUCUGGUAGCUCCGGCGGCGCUCCUGUUGCUAUUGCUCACUCUCGUUGCUCACCGUUUCCUGGUCGGAUACGUGUACGGCAGAACAUUAUCGCAAACCGGGGGUCUCCUUCAGAUAUGGCUUGUCCGUCGGACUGGCACACUCCUCGCGUUCCAGCCACUCAUCCUCGGUCUUAUCUUACUAAGCAGGCGUCUAUGGGUUGAAGGCGGUAUCUUGUGCGGCGUAGCGCUAUUUGUCCUGGCGUUUGUCGAAGGUUACUGUACCUGGCGAACUCGACAGCCCGGACGGGACUCGUUGACAGCCAUCACUCUCGAUUCCUUGGAGAAGUUCACGAGGGCCGCAAGGCCAGGGGCGGAACGGGCCAUGGAUCAAGAGAGCACGAGUCUCGUGAGCUCUGCUCGGAAUACGAGGACGCGUGGAUCAUACGCGUCCAUACUCGACAUGAUGUCAAUGACAUUGGCGGUCGCGCCGUCUCCUUCUGAAACAAGGGGACCAGUGCCACUGGAUACCGAGACGCUCGACGAUCUCACUGCGACCGAGCGCGCGGCGCGCACACACCCGGAUGCGCCACCACACCUCCCUCCACUGCCCUUUGCAGACCAUGCCGAAGAGAUGGCGGGGAUGCUUUAUGCUCCCGAGCUGCUUGCCCCGCCGCCGGUCAUUUGGUUGCCCAAUGACGUCGGUGGUGUCGGCCGCUCGGAGGCGUACGACCUGCAGCGUCACCACGACCUCCGCGUCACCCUCGACGUGCGCGCAAAAGAAGACGCGGCCUCACGGCGGUCGUCUGUUCGCAGGGUCCAUGUAAACGACUCGUGA